UGCCAGGGCAUUUAGCAACCAAAGAAGUCCCAUGGGAGGAAAGGCUGCUGAUGAUGGAAAAUGAAGGUGGACAGGACUGAGGUCAUCAAGAGCAACCUGCACCCGGUCUUCUCCAAGGUCUUCACACUGGAUUAUUACUUUGAGGAGGUGCAGAAGCUGCGGUUCGAAGUGUAUGACAUCCACAGCCACUGCAGCAUCGGCUCCCAGGACGAUGACUUCCUGGGGGGCGUGGAGUGCACCCUGGGGCAGAUCGUGGCGCAGAAAAAGAUGACCAGAUCGCUGUUCCUCAAGUUUGGCAAGCCGGCCGGCAAGUCCACCAUCACGGUGACAGCCGAGGAAAUCUCUGGGAACAAUGGUUAUGUGGAGCUCUCGUUCCAGGCCAGGAAGCUGGACGAUAAGGAUCUCUUCAGCAAAUCUGAUCCCUUUCUGGAGAUCUACCGGAUCAACGAUGAUCAGAGCGAACAGCUGGUGUACAGAACAGAGGUGGUGAAGAACAACCUGAGCCCCGUGUGGGACCCGUUCAAGGUUUCCCUGAACUCCUUGUGCAGCUGCGAGGAGAGGAGAAUGCUCAAGUGCCUGGUCUGGGACUUCGACUCCCGAGGAAAGCACGAUUUCAUUGGCGAGUUUUACACGACAUUUGAGGAGAUGCAGCAAGCGACCGGAGAGAGCAAGGCCCAGUGGGACUGUGUGAACCCAAAAUACAGAACAAAGAAGAGGAAUUACAAGAACUCCGGGACUGUGAUCUUGUCAGACCUGAAGGUCCACCGGGUGUACUCCUUCCUGGAUUACAUCAUGGGCGGAUGCCAGAUUCACUUCACCGUGGCCAUUGACUUCACAGCCUCAAACGGAGACCCCCGAAACAGCUGCUCUCUGCAUUACAUCAACCCCUACCAGCCCAACGAGUACCUGAAGGCUCUCAUCGCGGUGGGGGAGAUCUGCCAGGACUACGACAGUGACAAGAAAUUUUCUGCUUUGGGAUUUGGAGCCAGGAUUCCCCCAAACUAUGAGGUCUCCCAUGACUUUGCCAUUAACUUCGACCCCGAAGACGAUGAGUGUGAAGGGAUCCAGGGAGUGGUAGAGUCCUACCAGAGCUGCCUGCCUAGAAUCCAGCUGUACGGCCCCACCAACGUGGCACCCAUCAUCACCAAGGUGGCCCAGGUGGCCGCUGCCGAGGAGAACACCAAGGAGGCUUCUCAAUAUUACAUUCUCCUGAUCCUGACGGACGGCGUGGUGACCGACAUGGCGGACACGCGGGAGGCGAUCGUGAGGGCCUCCCACCUGCCCAUGUCCAUCAUCAUCGUGGGCGUGGGCAACGCCGACUUCACGGACAUGCAGAUCCUGGAUGGGGACGACGGCGUCCUGCGCUCGCCCAAGGGGGAGCCGGUUCUCCGGGACAUCGUGCAGUUCGUCCCUUUCCGGGACUUCAAGAGCGCGUCCCCCACAGCCCUGGCUAAGUGUGUCCUGGCCGAGGUGCCCAAGCAGGUGGUGGAAUAUUACAGCCACAAGGAGCUGCCCCCUCGCUGCCUCACGGACGACUCCCCGGACCCCGCAACUGGCCCAUCCCAUUGAGGGCACCGGGCGGGGACCACAUGUCGCCCCCUCGUAUUUCUCUUUGUUGGCAGGUGGAGGGGACGAUGGAAGAAGUUGGGGGCGGGAGGGGGAAGUACCUGUGAGCCCCCCAGGGCUCGCUCCUCUGAACCUCACUGGCCAGAGCAUCCUCCCCACCCUCUCCCACUUUCACUUGUGCCAAUUGUGUCGCGAGUCCCACCGGGGGCUCACAGGUGGGACCGGGGCUCCGUCCUCUGGCUGGCUGAAGUGGGGGGUCAGGGAACCUGGGGGGUUGCAGUGGUGCAAACACAGGGCCCGUCCGUCCCCACCAUCCUCCUCCUCCGGCCCUCUGGCCUUGCAGGCCGCCCCGCCUGUUUCCAUCAGUCCAGCGGAGUCACCCUUGUCCAGCAGCUCUGCCUGCGGGGCAGAGGAAAGAGCGGGGAGGGACCACCCGGCUCUGGCUACCGUGAAGGGGGAGACUCAGUCGGACCCACCAGGUGAGUGAGGGGCUGGCACCCACUCCUCCCCUUCCCCUGCCUAGGAGCCUCCGGAAAGGAGGAGAAGGCAGGAGAAGGAAGAACGGCAUUUGGGAUGGACGGGGCAGCCCAGAAAGCCGAAGGAGCCGGGGGCCGUGGAAGACUUUGAGGGUGGGUUCUUCCCGGGCAGACCCCUGUCGGGCUGAGCAGACCUCCAGUGAGGAAGAGGAUAAAGGGGACAGGAAAGAGGGUGGCAGCGGUGAGCCUCAGUGGGCCCUGGCCUGGGGGGUGCUUCCCCCAGCUCUCCUCUCAGAGCCACGGAGAAGAUUCACCCACUCCCAUUUGCCCUGGGCUCGGCCUGCUUGGUUAAGAUGUAAGGUUUUGUCCGAGACCCCUUUCUUGCUGUGUUGUUUAGGCUGGGGAGCGGUGGUUCCCCGUAGCCCCGAGUCUGCGUCGGGGACUGAGGAAGCUGGGUGGAGAAUCCCAAGCCCCAGGUCAGGUUCCCAUUCCCAGUUUCCUCACUGUCCAGACAGAGGAGGAGAGAGCAGGUCUAACUGCGAUGGGGAAGAGGGCUGGCUUUCUCCUCCUUCCUGCCAGGAGCUGCUCCCACCUCCCCAUUUCCUCCCCACUCCCAGCUCACUGGUCCCCUUGAAUUUGCAGAAGAGCACGGCCCAGACUUCCUGGGCUUGGGGCCCCCAUAGGAGAGAACAGGCAGUGCUGGGUGGGGGGCUCGGGGGUCUGACUCAGAGCUCUACCCCUCUAAUCGCUCAUCUGGCUUUAGCUCGCCACUCUUUUGUCCUCCCUGCUCCCUCGCCGACCUGGCUGCUCUGAAUCCUCCUCUCCCUGGGGCCUGUGGGGAUGAUGGAGAAAAGGGGAGGUUGAAGGUGGGGCCCGGGCCAGGAGGCUCAGGGACUCAGCAGGACGGUGUGGGGGAAGCACCUGGAUAGCCUCCCCUGGCCUACCUCCCUCCAGCUGAGCAGGGAAUCAGGUGUGGCCCGUGUGUGGGUGGGAAGUGCUGCUAGUUUGGUUUUGGGGGCAGGCUGCGUCGGCCUGCCCAGGCUCGGAUGCUUAAUGUCUUUUUUUAAACUGGAAAAUCUCGGUUCCGUUCUCCCCUACCCCGCUCCCCGGUCUCAGUUUGGUGCCAGCUUGGGCCUCCCCAAGGUUGCGUGUCCCCCUGUGGUCAGUGUGUAGGAGGGAUGACAAUAAAACCUCACCUUCCC
Messenger RNA from Tachyglossus aculeatus (Australian echidna), 3244 nucleotides. It is a transcript of the gene CPNE7, whose product is annotated as copine 7. Gene Ontology annotation, cellular component: plasma membrane. The transcript has 15 exons. NCBI's taxonomy places the organism in Eukaryota, Metazoa, Chordata, Mammalia, Monotremata, Tachyglossidae. The record is from RefSeq and is a predicted model, not a curated record. The coding region runs from base 61 to 1569 and encodes 502 amino acids. Gene Ontology annotation, molecular function: calcium-dependent phospholipid binding. Gene Ontology annotation, biological process: cellular response to calcium ion.